Molecule: messenger RNA, 426 nt
Organism: Chaetomium globosum CBS 148.51
Lineage: Eukaryota; Fungi; Ascomycota; Sordariomycetes; Sordariales; Chaetomiaceae
Exons: 3
Coding region: 1-426 (141 amino acids)
Source: RefSeq, a predicted model, not a curated record
AUGACGUCGCAAGUUCGGGAACAACACACACUAACUUAUCUAUGUGCAGAGGAACAGGGCAUUGAGCUCCAAAUUGCGAAGGAGACUCAGGCUACAGGGUGGAAGAUCAACAAGUCGCCCUCCACAAUAGAGGAGAAGGACAUGCUCAAGAAGCUCCUCACGACGCCCCCGGUCAAGAAGAUUGACCUGCACUUCCCGUUGGGCCUGGAGGUCACGGCCCGGAACCUCAAGGGCGUCACCAUCAAGGACGCCCUUGAUGCCAUCCACAAGCAGUUCAAGAAGAGGGCGGAUGACGAGCUCGAGCUACCGUACCUGAAGGGAUUUGAAUGGGAUAAGGAGGAGUCGUGGACGCGGUUAAUUGUGCAUUUGCGGAAGGAUGCCGGGCAGGCCCCGACGACUGGCAAGAAGAAGAAGGGCAAGGAGUAG